Messenger RNA from Callorhinchus milii (elephant shark), 1405 nucleotides. It is a transcript of the gene ccdc25, whose product is annotated as coiled-coil domain containing 25. The record is from RefSeq and is a predicted model, not a curated record. Lineage: Eukaryota; Metazoa; Chordata; Chondrichthyes; Chimaeriformes; Callorhinchidae. The coding region runs from base 261 to 836 and encodes 191 amino acids. The transcript is spliced from 10 exons.
GUGUAGGGGGGGGGGGGGAGAGGGGAGUUGCGCGUGCGCAGUGAGCGUGUCAGUGUGGGCCGCUCGUGCGGGGUUCAAGCGGCUCAGACCAACGGCCGCCGCCGCCGCCGCCAUUAUGGUUUACUACUUUACCAGCAGCGUGUACAGCACAGUGGAGACCACUUAAUUUGGACGCUGGAUAACGUUGAACGACAUCUAUUGUGGACAAGACACCAGUCCCAAUUUGUUUCUAUUUGGUUUCCCCAUCAUACACAAUAUAUAUGGGAAAGGAUAAAUAUGAAAAUGAAGACCUGAUAAAGUACGGGUGGCCAGAAGAUAUUUGGUUUCACGUGGAUAAAUUGUCUUCAGCUCAUGUCUACCUUCGAUUACACAAGGGUCAAACAAUCGAUGAUCUCCCCAAGGAAGUUCUAAUUGACUGUGCGCAACUUGUUAAAGCCAAUAGUAUUCAAGGAUCGAAAAUGAACAACAUAAAUAUUGUGUACACUCCAUGGUCAAAUCUGAAGAAGACUGGGGAUAUGGAUAUAGGGCAAAUAGGAUUUCACAGGCAAAAAGAUGUAAAAAUAAUUGCAGUGGAGAAAAAGAUCAAUGAAAUGUUAAAUCGAUUAGAAAAAACAAAAGAUGAGCGAUUCCCAGACUUAGCAGCAGAAAAAGAAUCCAGAGAACGAGAGGAACGCAAUGAGAAAAAAGCACAGAUGCAAGAGAUGAAACGAAGAGAAAAAGACGAAAUGAAGAAGAAAACUGAAAUGGAAGAACUCAGAAGUUAUUCUUCACUUAUGAAAUCUGAAAACAUGAGUACCAAUCAGGAUGUUGGUUAUGACUCUGAUGACUUCAUGUAAAACCUAAAUUAUAUUGCAUGGACAGUUAAAACUGAAGAUAUGCAGGCCUGCCAAAAAUGCUGUUUGAAAAAGAACAUAUUGCUGGACCCAGUGCCAUGGAUUUAUGAAACCUCUGUCCUGCUGUUAUGACUGAAUGAUUAGUUCAUUUGCUGUUUUUCUCAUUUUGAUUGAAUACAGAUGCAAAAAAUACCUAAUGGCCUAUUGCUUGCAGUAUUAUUCCUAGGUAUUUUUAGAACUAGAUGUGAAGAGAAUCUUUUAAAAUACUGCAGUCUGAUCUAAAAAUGAUUUUUUCUUCUUCAGCAGGCACGUUUAGAUACAUGUUAUACUGAGCUUGUAUUUUUUCCUCAAUUUAAUGUUAUGUAUAGAAAUCCCCCUGCCAAAGAGAGUACGUGACUUAAGAAUAUACUGUACACUAAGAUCUAUUCAUGGUUCCAGCCUCAUUCCCUCCAGUCUUUGGUGUGCAGAGCAAUUGCCUUGAACAUUUCAGUCUGGUUUAUUAAAUCUUACCAAACUGUAGCAGAGGAAAAGAAUAAACUGAAAUUCCAGAGAAACCUCUGGUUACGAAGAAA